AAAAUGAAUAAAAAAAUUAUCUGAUGUAAUAAUACAUUAAAAAUUAGAGCUGUGAGUUCAAGUUCAAGCUACAGAAGUUACAUGUUACCCAAUAUCAGAAUCUUUCAUGUUUUUUGAAGUAAACAAUAUGAAGACUUGCAAAAAAUUUUCUUUAUAGAUAGAUUUCUAUUGGAUCAAACCUUGUUCUAGUUACAUAAUCAGAAUCUAUUAAAGAAACCCAGUCGUUGUCUAUAUAUAGAAAAUCAAUAGAAUCUUAGGAAAUAUGAAGAGGAGAAGAGAAAUGGAGAGAGGGUCAGAGAUAAAAUCUGCCAUUGAAGAGCUUUCUUUGCUGAUCCAACUCAAAAACAGUGGUGAUAAUCAUCAUCUUGAAGUUUCUAGUAUACCCACAAGGCCAUUUUUAUAUGUCUGCAAUUUAGUAAUUCAAGUUCUUGAUAAGAUAGGCCCAACAAUGGCAGUUCUGAGACAAGACAUAAACCAGAAUGUUCAGAGAUUAGAAAUGCACUGUGAUUCUGAUCCUUCUUUAUACUCAAAUCUGGCUGAGAUUUUGAAGAAAGAGGCUGACGAAGGCAUUGCAAGAAAGGGAAACAGCUGUAGCAAAGCCUUUGUUUGGCUUACCAGAUCCUUGGAUUUUACAGUUGCUUUGUUGCAAAGAUUAGUGAAGGAUCCUGAUCAAGAAAUGGAGAAAGCUGUGGAAGAUUCUUACAGUAUCACUUUGAAGCCAUGGCAUGGAUGGAUUUCAUCUGCUGCUUUUAAAGUAGCUCUGAAAUUAAUUCCUGAUACCAAGACCUUCAUUAAUCUUCUUAAGCCAAGAGAUGAAAAAAUUGAAAAACUUACAGAGGAUAUAGACACCUUCAUUUCAGUCAUUUUGCCUAUUCUAGAAGAAAUUCACUCUAUUCUGAUAUUGUACAGGUUGGAUAAGUUGAAGUCUACAUAGGGAAGAUAAUGUGGAAAGAAAGCACAAAACACUACAUGUACAAAGUUUUGACUUAUACAUAACCUCAAGUUUCUGCUUCAUUUUCUUUUCAUAUGCAUAUUUGGGAAUAGCUGCGUGAGCUAUAUUGAGAAUUCACUGCAGUACGAGCUAAUUUUCUGUUCGUUCGAACAUAUCAUGUACAUACAAAAAUAUGUUAACCACGUACUUUGCUGUGAAUAAUAUGUGCAGAGAUUACAGCAAUUCA
Messenger RNA from Jatropha curcas, 1178 nucleotides. RefSeq names its product glycolipid transfer protein 3. Gene Ontology annotation, molecular function: ceramide 1-phosphate binding; ceramide 1-phosphate transfer activity. Gene Ontology annotation, biological process: ceramide transport; intermembrane lipid transfer. Lineage: Eukaryota; Viridiplantae; Streptophyta; Magnoliopsida; Malpighiales; Euphorbiaceae. The record is from RefSeq and is a predicted model, not a curated record. Gene Ontology annotation, cellular component: membrane; cytosol; cytoplasm.